This is a messenger RNA of Anarrhichthys ocellatus (wolf-eel), 450 nucleotides long. Its product is annotated as guanylyl cyclase-activating protein 1-like. Bases 1 to 450 code for a protein of 149 amino acids. The record is from RefSeq and is a predicted model, not a curated record. Lineage: Eukaryota; Metazoa; Chordata; Actinopteri; Perciformes; Anarhichadidae. Gene Ontology annotation, biological process: visual perception; positive regulation of guanylate cyclase activity. Gene Ontology annotation, molecular function: calcium ion binding; calcium sensitive guanylate cyclase activator activity. Gene Ontology annotation, cellular component: photoreceptor inner segment; cone photoreceptor outer segment. The transcript has 3 exons.
AUGGGAAACUGCACUGGGUCGGCUAUGGAGGAACUACAAGCUUGUGAGAGUCAUCAGUGGUACAGAAAAUUCAUGACCGACUACCCAUCUGGACUUCUCACCUUUUACGAGUUCAAACAGUUAUUUGGUCUGAGGAACCUGUCAGAUACAUCCAACGCCUAUGUUGAGACCAUGUUUACAACGUUUGACAUGGAUAAUGAUGGCUUCAUUGAUUUUAUGGAGUAUGUAGCUGCUCUGAGCCUGGUGCUGAAGGGAGGAGUGCAGCAGAAGCUUCGCUGGAACUUUAAACUGUAUGAUGUAGAUAGGAGUGGAUGCAUCGACCGUGACGAGCUGCUUCAGAUAAUUAAGUCCAUCCGUGCAAUCAAUGGGAUUCCUAGUAAGGUGUCAUCGGAGGACUUUGCCAACAUGGUGUUUGACGAGAUUGACAUCAAUGGAGAUGGUAAGGGCUAA